Patiria miniata (bat star) is the source of this 2696-nucleotide messenger RNA. RefSeq lists its product as uncharacterized. Lineage: Eukaryota; Metazoa; Echinodermata; Asteroidea; Valvatida; Asterinidae. The record is from RefSeq and is a predicted model, not a curated record. The transcript has 11 exons. Bases 291 to 2603 code for a protein of 770 amino acids.
UGAUCUUUGCCCCCCCUUCCUCGUUCGUCGUAAGAAAUCACCGCCUUUAGAGAUUUAUACUAUAUGCUAACAGUGCUAAAUUUAAUGGGUAUUUAUUUUGUCACACUAUACUAUACAAAACAAAAUGCCCGCUGAGUUGUUGCACAAUUCCGUUCAAUUUUCAGGCUCGGGAAGUCAGUCAAAAGAAGAAAGGACUUGACGCAGAUGCCGGUAUCUUCGGUGGAAAGCUCACACUGGAACGAUUACAAAAGUUCGCGUGGAAGGACCUCAUUAAAGAGGCAAAUUCCAAGAUGCCUCUACUAGUGGCAAUGAUACAGGCCUCCUUACCAGCCAAAUUGAAAAGGGCCGGACACAACAUCAUAGAGAAGCGUCUGGGCACUAUUCUGUCGAUCAUCUUUUUCACACGAGCGCCACGGAAAUACAACUUCGUCCAGGCUACCUUGAGUGUUGAAUUGUGGAGGCAAGGCUGUACCCAUAAAUUGUUCCAAACGCUCAACCGUCUAGGGAUAACACAGGGCCUCCAGACUGCUCGUGCACACGUCGAUAACAUCGCCGCUGACCAUGACAACUGUCUGGUCCAGUGGAAAACAUCAGUUGAGUCUAGCGAUAAUCGCAACCACAAAAAAGCAGUACGGAGAGUGUCGCAAACAGGAGAUGAAGGUUACGGCGUAUGUUGGGACAAUGUCCAAAUUAAUCCCCACUGUAAACAUCAAGGCAAAGACAAGAAAGCCGAAUUUCUGCUCUGGGCUCUGUCAUUUGCUUGCAACAACCGAGUGCCGACACUCCAUCUGAUGGACACAACUACCAUCCCUGCUUGUCAGCUGAUCCCAUGCAUCAUUCCACAACAUCACGACUACGCAGAGUUGAAGAACCUGAUGGUCUAUCUCACAAUGAAAAUUCUCAUGCAGCAUCUCCCCGUCAUGGACCCAAUGAAGAGACACGUCCCCCGACGCAAACACCAGUACUCCACUGAAAUGUGCAACAAGAGUGAAGUGGUCAAUCUUGGAGUUCUGGAAGCCAAUCCGGCAUCAACUGCUGGCGUGAUCCAGAUAAUGCAACAUCUACAUGCGUACGUGCCGGAACCCAAUGGUCAGGUCCUCCCCAUCCUAUGUAGCGGAGACGGACUCAGCGUGGAGAGAAUGGUACAUGCAAAGAGGGCAAGAGUGAACGGGGAAAGUAAAAUGCAUCGACUACAAGGUCUCGUAGAAACACCACAGGAGUUCCACAAGGAAAUACUGUUGCUACAGGACACAGUGAACAUGCUGUACAGUGGCAGCAGUAUUGCUUCCAGAGGGAGCCUCGCACACAUGAAGGUGUUUUACAAUCACCGAUCGAUGAGCACUGAUGUGAAACAGAACGUGCAACAUGCAUGGGAUUUAAUAGAGUUUACAACAGAAGCAUAUGUUACCAUGUUCGCCAAGACAAUCCUCAACCUUGAUACCAUAUCUGACGUGCCUGCAAAUUUCCCGUCUACGGGGAGAAUGGAAGAAAAGGUUGAGUAUCUAAGGAGGUUGGCAGAACAAAUAGUGGACUUCUGCUGGUUGGCACCUAAAAAGGAAGACAUCCGAAAGGUCAAUGCCAGCGCAAAGUCAUCGGCAAUUUUCCCAGAAGAGUCUUAUGGAUUUUGUUGUUGUGAUGAAGAAAAAGAGGAACCCAUGAUUCAAUGCUGCAGCUACCAAUGUCCCUUCAGUUGGUACCACCUCGCAUGUGUUGGUCUUGACGAAGCACCCACCGACGAUUGGUUUUGCUGUGACGAUUGUGAAGUCGAUGGCACAUACAUAUAUUGUAGGUGCCACAAGAGAAAGGGCGGCGAAAUGAUUCAAUGCGCUUUGAAGGACGCCUGUCGCAAUCAGGAGUGGUAUCACAAAUCGUGUUUAUCUGACAACACAUUUCCGGAGGUAUGGUACUGUUGCGACGAGUGUGCACUGGAGACAGAACAUGAUGACUAUGUAUUAAAUUAUACGAAGGCCCUGAUGUGGCGUGGGUUGAACCAUUUGGCAAGGAGGUUUGCUGUAAGACACGGGGAAGGAGAAACAAUGAAGUCUCACUGGAAGAUGGAUCUACUAGAAUUCUGGUCUUCUCGGCAUCAUAAGUACUUGAACAUCGCACAACAGUUUUUGACAGGUGUCAGUGGCUUUUUGUCAGAGCGGCUUCGUCAUGACAUGACAUGGAAUCGGGUAGCCAACGUACACGGCAAGGAAGGGGCAAAUAUCGGCAUGGAUCUUCUGAACGAAUUUCUUAAUAACGAGUUCAAAGACAUGCUGCUACGAUCUCGAGGACGAUAUACCCCCAAGCAGGUCCAACGCUGUGCCCAAAUGAGUGGCGCUUUCGGAAAGCAAAUCGACAGGCUGAUUACGGACGGGGGGCUUGGUGAUUUAGUUCAGGGCAACGGUUCAAAGACACGCCACGCCAAUAAGAAAGAUGUCCUGGAUUUUGUCAAAGAAUUCCAAAAAGACCUCCUGUUCGUCUACCACCCAGGCCGUUAUCAUCGCGGAUUUGAAGAAUAUGCCUACAGCACGGGUAUAAAAUCACCGGAUCUGCUCGGGAGAAAGCUUCGCAAAACCGCAGAAGUUAUGGACAUGUGGAAAAAUAUAACCGACUAAAGAUUACUCCUCGCACCCAUUGCAACAUUGUUGGCAGCUCCCCCUGACAAGUUUCUGCAUGCCAGAGACGUAUAGAUGUUGCAGGAUAACUGC